Chara braunii is the source of this 2452-nucleotide messenger RNA. Lineage: Eukaryota; Viridiplantae; Streptophyta; Charophyceae; Charales; Characeae. The record is from the annotation of a GenBank genome assembly.
GGCAAGGUCCCACUACCAAUAGCAAAGAGGAUUGGAGUAAACGCCUUUCACGGAGAUGUGGACAAGCCUCGCCAUAGCGACUUUCUGCACCUCUCCACAAACGCGUCCAGAUUCAGUAGAGGAGUAUGGACAAGAGGAGAAGAAGAGGAGGAGAAUAGGAGAAGAGGAGAAGAGGGGAAGAGGAGAAGAGGAGCAGAGGAGGAGAAGAGGAGAAAAAGAGGAGCAGAAGAUGAGGAGAAGAAGAGGAGAAGAAGAGGAGAAGAGGAGAAGAGGAGGAAGAGAAGAGGAGGCGAAGAGGAGGCGAAGAAGAGAAGAGGAAGAGGAGAAGAGGGAGACUAGAGGAAGAAGAGGACGAGAAGAACAGACGAGGAAGAGGAGAGGAGGAGAAGAGAGGGAGGAGGAAGAGAUCUUCUGCGACUCGACGAAGACGGACCCGAUUUCAUGGUUCCGCAAGUUCGAGCUCACGUUGCAGCUACACUACGUCAAAGAACACAAGCACCACGGGUACUUAUACUCCCGCUCGGGGGGAGCGUGCCAAGCAUGGUUGGACAAUCUCUUGUCCAAGUACGGAGUGGCAGCUGCCAACUUGCAUACCAAGAUCAGCUGGGAUGAUCUAAAGGCGGCGUGGCAUAAGCGGUUCCAAGUAGAGCCGCCGAAGAUCAAGGCAAUGGAUAAGCUGAUGGUCUUCGAACAAGGCACGCUACCGAGUGUUGAUUGGAUUGCCGAGUACCAACGCUUGACAUCCGUCCCAGACAUUCAAAUGGGCUUCAAAGCCAUCAAACACUACUUCAUCUCGAGGUCGUGUCCGACGUUGGGCAAUGCCUUGACUCACUUCGAGGACACCCUGAUGACACCGGCAGAACUCUUCGACAAGGCCGCGCAGAUUAUUGUCACGAACAAGCAGGCCAAGAAUCUCCAGCGUUCGUCUGCGCCAGGCCUGAGCAGAGAUCGGCAUCGGCGGAAACUGGCCGUGGUCGCAGCGACAAGGCCAAACGACCAAACUAGCGAGGCUGUGUCUGCCAAUGAAAGGGACAGACUCGCAACCGCUCGGGAAGGUGGCCGCUCCGACAAAGGCAGAGGACGCGGCAAGGCGAAGACAAACACCGCAUCUAGCCCCGGGCCCGGCGCAGCAGCUCCAGCCCCAUGGCAAGGGCAAAUCGGGAAACUGAGCACCGCCAGGAGUGACUCGACGACACUCUCGACGCCUUCGAAACCGGUCACUUCGCGGGUGACCGCCCUUCGUUCCGAGGCACAUGCGGAAGUCGAUAGUCCUCCUCUUCUUUAUUCUUUUGAGGAUUAUGUUGCCCGACAUGUUCCUACGCUGGGUACUCAUGCUCAAGGACAAGACGUGUGUGCCGCAUCUUCUCCGUCCGGCAGCGACGACUUAUCGUCUUCAAGUGGUUCUUCACGGGAUUCGGCGCGCGAGUUCAACAUGGAGGUAUUGGACCCCCUCACGUCUGAGGAUUUCGCAUGGCCUCCUUUCCCGACCACGGGCUGCUUGUCGGGACCGCAAUGCACAACACUAUGCGCUCAUCUUCACACAUACUUAUCCUUCUAUGCACUACCAACUUCGUCGACGGAUGACGAAGUCACGGUGGGGGACAUCCUUGCGUUUGUUACCAAGGUGGCCCGCGAGUUUCGCAAUCAGCGGUACGACGACAACAACGCACCGCUCCUGUAUGUCCGCAUCCAAGUUGGGCAAGCGUCUUGCAGUGCUUUGCUGGAUAGCGGCGCGUCUUGCAAUUUAAUGAGCCAAGCUUUUAUGCAAAAGGCUGGCCUUUGCGCACCAGUUCGAAGGAAGGCAAAACCGACGACGAUCAAGUUGGCGGACGGAAGGACGCAACAACUUAUCGACCGCUACAUCGAGGCCGUACCGGUGUAUUUCGCACCUCAUGCAUGCGAAGUGGUGACAUUUGACAUUUUGGACACGGACUUCGACAUUAUUUUGGGAAUGCCUUGGCUUGCAAGUGCGGAUCAUACGGUCAACUUCCACCGGCGGACUCUUACCGUUCGCGACGCCUUCGGUGCCGAAGUGUCGUGUACUAUUCCUCUUCCGCACCCUUCGAUUUGGUGCCAAGUGGUGAUGGCCAAGUCAUUCCGGGCUACUUGUGCUUACGAGCAGCUCGACGAAAUCGGCCUAUGUUUUCUACGGACCAUUGCGGUAGCCGACUCUUCACCCACGGACUUGUCUUCGGACCCCCGUGUGGUGUGGUUGCUUGACGAGUUCGCCGACAUCUUCGAGUCACCUACCGGUAUGGUGCCGGAUCGGCGGAUCUCUCACGAGAUCGUUCUUGAGGCCGGUGCUGUACCGCCGAAAGGUUGCGUUUAUCGCAUGAGCGAGGAGGAGCUUACGGUCCUUUGCGCGCAACUCGAUGAUGUUCGUCCCUAGUAGCUCUCCAUACGGAGCGCCUGUUCUCUUCGUACGGAAGAAGAACAAAGAUCUACGAUUGUG